This is a messenger RNA of Penicillium cosmopolitanum, 1224 nucleotides long. Its product is annotated as MFS transporter. Gene Ontology annotation, biological process: transmembrane transport. The transcript has 7 exons. The coding region runs from base 1 to 1224 and encodes 407 amino acids. Gene Ontology annotation, molecular function: transmembrane transporter activity. The record is from RefSeq and is a predicted model, not a curated record. Lineage: Eukaryota; Fungi; Ascomycota; Eurotiomycetes; Eurotiales; Aspergillaceae.
AUGUUGACCCCAACAGGCCAUAUAAUCAUAAAAGCUUAUAACCAGGAUCAAACUAUUAUAGCAACCGCCAUCCCGACGAUCACCUCUCAUUUCCAGAGUGUGGACGAUAUUGGAUGUUCCCAACUGCUUUUCGGAAAGCUUUACACUCUGUUACCCAUAAAAUGGACGUUCUUUGGCGCCGUUCUAAUAUUCCAAAUCGGCUUGGCGAUCUGUGGUGCCAGCCCUAAUUCGCUUGCCCUCAUCAUUGGGCGAGCUGUGGCCGGUGUUGGAGGCGCAGGCAUCUUUUCCGGUGCAUUGAUUGUUAUCACAAAUCAGUACCCCUCUCAAAGCGACCAGCCUUCACAGGUCUCACGUCUCUUGGCGCUGGUGUUUGAUAUUGAUAUCCCCGUCGUCGCUGCGGCUAUCCCGCUCAUUAUCCUUUUCCUCCCCUCGCAGAAGCCUCGAAUCAGAUUCAAACAAAAUAUCUGGGGUACAGUGGCCCAAUGUGAUCUCGUUGGGACGAUACUCUUCGUACCAAGCAUUAUCUGUCUUCUGAUGGCACUUCAAUGGGGAGGAAGCCAGUACCGUUGGAGUGACGGUCGCACUAUUGAUUUUUUGACUGCAUUCAGUGUACUUCUUGUUGCUUGGAUCAUGGUUCAAUGGCGUAGCGGCGACAAUGCCACAGUACCGCUUCGCAUUCUGCGGCAACGCUCCAUUACGUUUUCGACACUUUACAUCUUCCUUGGAAGUGGAUCAUUCGUUCUGCUGAUAUACUAUUUGCCAAUUUGGUUUCAGGAAAUAAAAUUUGACACAGCAGAUCAGUCGGGCAUUCAUAGCCAACCAAUUGUUUUAAGCGUCGUUGUCUUUGCCAUUGCUAGCGGACUAAGCGGAACUGUUGUUGGAUACUACACCCCGUUCAUGAUAGCAGGAUCGAUGGGCAUGGCGAUUGGUGCAGGACUAUUUCUGCUAUCUAGAACAAAUACCUCCCUUGCGAUGUGGCUGGGUUUUCAAGUCGUAUUUGGCGCAGGGGUUGGGAAGGGACUCGAGCUCCCAAGUAUUGCUGUCCAGACGGCUCUCCCCGAGAAGGACGUCUCCAUCGGCACAUGUUUAGUGGUAUUCACUCGCUCCCUCGGGGGCGCUAUUUUGUAUCGACAGGACAAAAUCUUUUCAGGAACCGGGUCGUCUCUGGUGUCUUUGCCCGGAUCCCAGAGCUGGAUCCAUAUAUCAUCCUACAGACCGGAGUAG